AUGGAGAACAUCACUAGCAGCAUGGAUAACGUGGCUUUGGCCAGUGCAACAUACACAGUCUACCUCGUCAAACAAGAAUGCAGUUCCUCUGCACCUGAAGGCGGUUUGGCCAUCUUUGUUUACACCAAUGAAGGCGAAGACAGCGGCGACAUUCACUUCAUUGAGUCUGGCAAUGCCAGUGUCUCUGGAUUAAGCUACCAGCACCAGACUAUCCGCGUUGAUGAGAUCAACCAGAUGGGAGAAAACUUAAUGCCAAUAGGCACUACCCCUGCCCAGAAAUAUCCUGGUAGUUGGGUUGAGGUGAUGGGGAAGUUGCCUCUUUUGUUAGCCAAUGAGUCUAAUUAA
Molecule: messenger RNA, 345 nt
Organism: Penicillium expansum
Lineage: Eukaryota; Fungi; Ascomycota; Eurotiomycetes; Eurotiales; Aspergillaceae
Exons: 1
Coding region: 1-345 (114 amino acids)
Source: RefSeq, a predicted model, not a curated record